This is a messenger RNA of Coniosporium apollinis CBS 100218, 426 nucleotides long. RefSeq lists its product as uncharacterized. The record is from RefSeq and is a predicted model, not a curated record. The transcript has a single exon. The coding region runs from base 1 to 426 and encodes 141 amino acids. Lineage: Eukaryota; Fungi; Ascomycota; Dothideomycetes.
AUGACGACCCCGUCCUCCACCCUCGCGCCCAUCUCCCCCAUCACCGCCGCCGCACCAGCCCAAUCCCUCACCACCGCCCUCAGCGUCCCCGCCAUAAACUCUACCCCCGUCGAGCUAGACGGCACCCCCACGUCCCCCAGCGCCCCAUCCCACCAGCGCGACCUCGCCACGGCAACGACGACCUUCUCGCCCACAGACGACGAGCUGCUCGAGGCCCUCGACGGCGCGGCGCCAGGCGUUAGACAAAGGGAACGCGAGAAGAGGGAGCGCGAACAGGAGGCCCGCCGCAGGGAUCCGGCUGUUCUGGUGGAUAUCCCGCAGGAGCCGCGCGCGGAGGAGCUGGAGGCUGCGGAGGCGGGCGCGGGGGCUGGGGAGGGGAGUGGGAGCGGUGCUGGCGAGAUGACGGGCGCGGCGGGGGUUGCUUGA